UUUUUCCCCCAAAAAAAGUUCUUUACCUUGUCGUGCAAUUACAUCUCACUAUGCAAUUACACUGAGACUUUCUCCCGCCCCUUCAAUCUGCAGCAGUGGCGCUGCUCACAUGGCAGUAGACGGAAAUAGAAUAGCUUCAUGUCUGUUUGGACCGUGGCCCGGCACAAACUAUUCUCCGCCACUUGACUGACAGUAGGAUGUGGGCUUUCUACAGCCGGGCCAGUCUGCGCAGAGCUUUACUCCGGCAAGGCCAUAUAACGCGGCUCCGGGACGGGCAAAACUGAAGAAGACAGAAGAAGAACCGAAGUGGCGUCGCUAUGAAUCCCGGCGGGAACACUUAACCUUUUUAGAGCACGGAGCCGGCCGGGGUGAUUAUCUGAAGCGGAAAGGUGGACGAAAGAAUGGCAACUCCGCAAUGCAGCUCCAGGCAGAGCAGCUCGCUGUCUUCUUCUCCCAGCAGCAGUCGCAUGCAGUGCCUGCAGGUGGACUCGGUCCAGCGCUGGAUGGAGGACCUGCGUCACAUGACGGAGGUGGAGUGCAUGUGCGUGCUCCAGGCCAAACCCAUUGAGGUCGAGGACGACGGCCAGCAGACCGAGCUGAUUGUGUCCGCCGGGGCGGGGACGGGGGCGGUGGGGGACCACGUGGCCCGCAACAACCUGCAGACGCUGCUUCGUCGGGCCCUCGUGGUCAGCACCGAGUUGGGUAAGAUGUUCCAGCGGCUGGAGAAGGGACGCUGGCAGAGGGUCCACAGUACGGCGGUACGAGCAAACUGCCACGUGCGCUCCCUGGUGCACGAGUACAGCGCAGCACGCAGCACGCCGCCCGAAAUGCAGAAGUUUGAGACGUCUCUACUGGAGAAGUGCAUGGAGCUGACGAAUAUCACAGAAAGGUGCAUUCACACCGAGGAUGAGUUCUUCCUAAAGUCCAUGAGAGAUGCUAUCCACGAGAUCCUGACGGAUGUCAGUGAAUCAUUCAGCAAUAUGAUUGACAUGGCAUUAGCUAAUGAAAUCCAGGUUCUGAUCAAGCAGAUUGAAUCUUCCGACAAUGUCCACACCAUCGGCAGUGCCAUCAGCAACCUGCUGUCCCUUACCCAGGAUGGACCGCAGCUCUGCAGCAUCAUCGCCAAGGAAGGAGCGGUGGUGUCAUUGUUCAAGAUCUGCCGGCAGGAUCGUUUCCAAGGCCUCUACGCUCACGCUCUGAGGACCGUGGCCUCCAUCUGCUGCGUGGAGGAGGGCAUCAAGCAGCUAGACAAGGUUGACGGCAUCCUGUGCCUGGCGGACAUCCUGACGGACGAAGGCAGCGCGGAGGCGGCGCGGGCCGAAGCAGCGGCGGUGGUGGCGCAGAUCACGUCGCCGCACCACACGUCCACGCAGCACCUGGCCAGUUUUCUGGAGAGCAUGCACGACAUUGUCACGGCGCUCAUCAACUUGUGCGAGAGCGCCUCUUGUGGCGAGGUCUUCCUUUUGGCGUCGGCUGCCCUGGCCAAUAUCACCUUCUUCGACAGCAUGGCCUGCGAGAUUCUUCUGCAACUCAACGCCAUCCACAUCUUGUUGCAGGCUUGCAAGGACCGCCAGCGAGUAGACACGCCCUAUUCUAAAGACCAGGUGGUAACAAUCUUAGCCAACCUCUCCGUUUUGGAGCAGUGUGCGAGUGAAGUCCUACAGGAGCAAGGUGUGGAGCGACUGCUGCUACUAUUAGGCGAGAGGCCGUCUUCCUCCAGUCCAUCCGAGGGCGCCGCCUGCGAGCGCGUGCAGCAGAAGGCCGCUGUGACAUUGGCGCGCCUCAGUCGGGACUCGGACAUAGCCCAGGCUGCCAUUCAGCUUAAAGCUGUUCCACGUCUCAUCGAGCUGUGCCGAUCCCCCACGGAAAGGAAUAACAGCGACUCAGUCUUGGUCGCUUGCCUGGCGGCCUUGAGAAGGUUAGCAUCAGGGUGUCCGGAUAGCAUCGAGGCGGCCGACUAUCAGCAGCUGAUCAAACCGCGCCUGGUCGACUCUUUCCUCCUGUGCUCCAACAUGGAGGAGAGCUUUGUGUGACGCCAAUGUGCUAACGUGCAUCAAACGCUCGAGAAACGAUAAAACAUUGCUCGACCAGAGACAUUGUGCAUGAGUUCAAAAAAAUAUGACAUAAAUUCACAGGUCAAAUCAGGACCCGGUUCUGUGAGUCCAUGUCCCGUAUUCUAUUUAUUUAUAUUGUGUAUAGAUUAGAAUCUCGAUUUAAAAGACCCAGAAACAACAGACCCUAGAUUCAAUAGACAGAAAAUAGUCCACACAAAAUGCCACUUCUAAAGCAACUAUUUCAAUAUGUUAGCCACUUUUUCAGGAGUGUCACAAUGAUACAAAAAAUUUAAUUCAAAUUUUUUUGUUCCUAAGAAGUAUAAAAGUACCAGUGUACCAAGGAUAAAGUUGUAAUAUAAAUGGAUGAAAGUUGUAAUAUUAUGUAUAUGGAUGAAGUCAAAUAUUUCCAAUAAAAAAGUCAGAAUGUUACUAAUAUAAUAGAUCAGUAUUUUAAUUUUGAUAAUAAUUACGAUAUAAAGUUGCAAUAUUCCAGUCAUACAAACCACUAUAUUUGCAUAACUACAUUACAGUUAAAGAUCUUGUUUCCACGGACGGUACUGUGUUUUUAUGACGACUGCGUGCAUGAAUCAUUGCCAUUGCUUAUAUUCUUACAGCACGCAGAAUUAAUCCACUUCCUGUAAAUUUCCAUUCAUAUUUCUUAUGAUCAUACGUGCUACUGGAAUUUGUUAAAUUGCAAAGGAUGUAAUAAAGACAAGCAGCUUUCAA
Syngnathus acus (greater pipefish) is the source of this 2780-nucleotide messenger RNA. It is a transcript of the gene insc, whose product is annotated as protein inscuteable homolog. The record is from RefSeq and is a predicted model, not a curated record. Gene Ontology annotation, biological process: apical protein localization; regulation of asymmetric cell division; asymmetric cell division. Bases 402 to 2033 code for a protein of 543 amino acids. Gene Ontology annotation, molecular function: cytoskeletal adaptor activity; protein binding. The transcript has 13 exons. NCBI's taxonomy places the organism in Eukaryota, Metazoa, Chordata, Actinopteri, Syngnathiformes, Syngnathidae. Gene Ontology annotation, cellular component: apical cortex.